Blastomyces dermatitidis ER-3 is the source of this 4465-nucleotide messenger RNA. Its product is annotated as vacuolar protein-sorting protein bro1. Bases 654 to 3620 code for a protein of 988 amino acids. The record is from RefSeq and is a predicted model, not a curated record. NCBI's taxonomy places the organism in Eukaryota, Fungi, Ascomycota, Eurotiomycetes, Onygenales, Ajellomycetaceae. Gene Ontology annotation, molecular function: protein binding. Gene Ontology annotation, cellular component: endosome. Gene Ontology annotation, biological process: protein transport to vacuole involved in ubiquitin-dependent protein catabolic process via the multivesicular body sorting pathway. The transcript has 3 exons.
GCUGGACUUGUUCCAUACAGCAUCUCCCAUAGCGCGUCGAUUUCUUGCCUCUUCCAGCAGCCAGACCUAAGAAUAACCUGACCGUAGCCUCACUAACUCGCAUAAACCUGGGCUUCGAGAAGAGGCGUCGACCCUCCAGCUCCUGGCCUCGCUCCGGUCUCCCUAAGUAUUUUGUUACACCGUACCCAUUUGCUUCCAUUUGUCCCCAUCCUCUCUCACACUGUUGUUUGUUCGUGGUUUAAAUCGCCUGAUGUGUGGUUGUGUGUCCCGGUCUGCUAGUUAGUUAAAUAGGCUGGAGUGAUAGUUAAAAGGGUUUAAGAUCCGGUGAUGACAUUUCUUAGUCCACCGCCAAACUAGCAACAUCAUCGUCAUUGUCCUUGGGCGAAGACCAAUCCUGAAGUUCCCAAUACCCCACAUCCAGCCAUCGAAAGCCUCUCUCCAACCACUGCUUCUGCAGGCCAAAUACGACUCGUUCCUCUCUGACCACUUCUGCGACCGCUUUUCGACUGGUGUUUAGGAAAGGGAGCUGUGUUUGUUACCUCCGACUCUCCUCACUGUUUGCCUACCUAGCCACAACAUUUUACCUCCACCUCUUUUGCCUCACCACCCCCCACCCACCCCCUUAACCCCCCCCGCGGCGGGCCAUUCUCAAGAUGGUGCAGUCACCUAUGAUAUCGAGCCCGCUGAAGCAAACAAGCGAGAUCGACUGGAUACAGCCCCUCAAGGCCUACAUCCGGCAGACAUAUGGUGAUGAUCCAGAGAGAUACUCGGAGGAAUGCGCAACGUUGAACAGGCUGCGGCAGGAUAUGAGAGGUGCUGGCAAGGAUAGCGCGGCUGGGCGGGAUUUACUAUAUCGGUAUUAUGGCCAGCUUGAACUGCUGGAUUUGCGGUUUCCGGUGGAUGAGAACCAUAUCAAAAUAUCCUUCACCUGGUAUGAUGCGUUUACACACAAGCCAACAUCUCAAUACUCAUUGGCGUAUGAGAAGGCUUCGAUUAUCUUCAAUAUAUCCGCCGUUCUAUCGUGCCAUGCGGCGAACCAAGACCGAUCUGAAGACACUGGGCUGAAGACCGCUUAUCACUCCUUCCAAGCCUCUGCGGGAAUGUUCACUUAUAUCAACGAAAACUUCCUACAUGCCCCUUCGACGGAUCUGAGUAGGGACACCGUUAAAACGCUGAUAUCGAUAAUGCUUGCGCAGGGCCAGGAGGUUUUCUUGGAGAAGCAGAUAGCUGAUGAGAAGAAACCAGGGUUUCUGGCUAAGCUCGCAAGCCAGGCAGCAUAUCUCUACUCACAAGCUGCAGAAGGUGUACAGGAAAAUGUGGCGAAGGGCAUAUUUGAGAAAGUGUGGUCGAUUGUCAUUCAAAUAAAAGCCUCCCUUCUAGCUGCUGUCGCUGGUUACUACCAAGCCAUUGCAGAUGACGAAGGGGCUCUCUACGGAAUAUCCAUCGCCCGACUCCAGCUGGCUGAAAAGCAGGCUACCUCAGCAAUGAGUUGGGCGAAGUCUUUUCCAUCCUCUCCCCCCGCAGGCUCAAACCUAAGCGCGGAUACUGGUCCGAUCUUACUCGAUCUCACACGGCGACAGCUGGCGAAUAUCCAGGAAAAACUGGCAUUGUUUAACAAGGAUAACGAUUUUAUAUACCACCAACCAAUCCCUUCUGAGCCCAGUUUAUCGACCAUCGCGAAGUUGCCCGCUGCAAAAGCAAUGUCGGUUAGUGAGUUAUACCAAGGACAAGAUAUACAGAGGAUAAUCGGGCCGGACAUUUUUCAAAAGAUUGUUCCAAUGUCCGUUACAGAAUCAGCAAGUUUGUACGAUGAGGAGAAAGCGAAGCUGGUUCGUGCAGAGGCGGAGAAAGUUGAGGCCGCGAAUGGUGAAAUGGCUGCCAGUCUUGACUACCUCAAAUUACCAGGAAGCCUGAACAUUUUGAAGGGAGGAAUGGACCAGGAUAUGGAUGUCGAUGAAGAUUUUAAGAUGUGGUGUGAUGAAUUGGCUGAUGCGCCUCCUUUUCGCGAAGCUUUCAACGAGGUGCAGGAGGAAAAAAUAUCCAUAUUAAGCGUAUUGGAUCAAUGCUCUAAGCAACUGGAUAUGGAAGAGAGUGUUUGUGAAAAGAUGCGGUCCAAGUACGGAGCGGACUGGGUACAGCAGCCCAGUUCCCGAUUAACAUCGACCUUGCGCAGUGAUAUUCGAAGCUACCGUGAUACCAUCGGCGAAGCCAGUUCCAGCGACUCGCAGCUUCUCGUGAACCUGAGACAACAUGAAACUGACUUCGAGGAAAUGCGCUCCGCCGGGGAAACCGACGAAGCUGAUGUUUUGUUCCAAAGGGCUCUAAUUAAGGUUGGCGGAAAAGGCAAAGGCCGAAAUGGGCAUGGUAGCCCUUAUACUGCUGCUCCGGAGACAAACCUCCUAGGCGAUGAUUUCGAAGCGGGGGCGUCUGUUGCUGAGCAGAUCGCGAGGGUGGAGGAGCUACUUCGAAAGCUGAAUCUUGUGAAAAGAGAUAGGAAUCAGAUUUUGAAGGAUCUGAAAGAGAAGGUGCAUAAUGAUGAUAUUUCCAAUGUCCUGAUACUGAACAAGAAAUCUAUCGCCAACCAAGAAAAUCAAUUGUUCCAAACAGAGCUUGAGAAAUUCCGACCUCACCAAAAUCGACUACUACAAGCAAACCACAAACAAACGGCGCUCAUGAAGGAACUUACAAAAGUUUAUGGCGACCUGCUCCAGGAUAACAGAGUCAGAUCAGAGCAGUCCAAGUACGAAGUGCUCACACGACAGAGGAACUCGGUUAUGUCCAAAUAUAAAAAGAUAUACAACGCCUUCAAAGACAUUAAUUCGGGCCUACAGCAAGCGCAAGCCUUCUACGCGGAGAUGAAGGAUACGGUGGACAGCCUACGGAAAAAUGUCGAUACAUUUGUCAACAACAGACGAUCAGAAGGCGCGCAACUCCUCAGUCAGAUCGAACGAGACAAAGCCCACCACCAGUCCAGCCAGGAGGACCGGGAGCGUGAAAAGUUAAAAUCCCUGAUGGAGCGUCUCUCCGUAGAAACCAGCCCUCAAUCACAACCAACAUCCUCCUCAUCAAAACCUCGCCCAUCCCCUCUAAAGACUACCCCCGGCCGCUCCCCGUCCAUUUCAACUCACCACAACACCAUGUCCUACCCCUCCACCAGCCAAUACAUGACCGGACAACAACAGCAACAACCACAACCACAACCACAACCACAACCACCACUGCAACAACAACAACAACAACAGCCACAACAAUACCCCCAACAAGGACCCCCCGGCGUCGCCCCCUCCGCAGAAGGCUACAACCCCAUGGCCUACCUCUACCAACCCCCCAUCUCCCCCCCACCAAACCAACAAUACUUCUCCCCAUCACAAUACGGCUACGCCAGCCCGCAGCAACCCACCCAGUUCAUGCCGCAGGGGUACAUACCGCCUCCACCGCCCCCGCGGCCAUCUCAGUCGCCCUACCCGCAGUCCAGCGCGCCGUAUCCGCCGGCGGGAUACAUGCAGCCGCGGCCGUACAGUGCCAUGCAGCAGCAGCAUCCGUCGCAGACGCCGCAGGGCCCGUCUGGUGGGCAGAGUAAUAGCAAUGACCCGUGGGCGGGGUUAAAUGCGUGGAAAUGAAAGUCGGUAUAUUGGUAUAUGGGCUUUGAGGGACGAACGGCUUGCAAGCUUCGUUGAGUGACGGGUGGCGAGUGCAGUUGUUAGGAGCCGCGCCGCGCGAAAUGGCUAAAGGAAGAAACAGACAAACAAGAAUAAAGAAAGGAAAAUCUACGAAACGCAAGCGAUAAGAGGGGGAAGAAAAAAGGAGGGGGGGAGGGGAGUUGGGAAUAUGGGAUAGUGAUGGGAAAUGAGAUAUACUUUUUUUUUCUUUUUCUUUUUUUUUAGGUAGAAAUCGCUAAAGAGCUUUUUUAUUAACCUUUUUAGUACCGCAAGGGAAAACUUUGUACCGGCUGCCAGUGACGAUGGGCAAGUGGAUGGAGGCAAUAGAUAUUCAAUUGAGGGAGGCCUUUAUGAUAUCGAACGAAGGAGUGUGAACAGAUACGAUGAAAUGGGUGUCUCCGUUUGCAGAAAGAGGUGGGGGGGCGCGCAACGUGUAUGGAAAUAUCAGAUACUCGAACUUGUGCUUCAUUUUCAUUUUUGUCUCUUUCAUCUCUUUUUUUUUCUCUACUGCUUAUUAUCUAUCUUCUCUGUUGUGUUUCUGUUUUUAGUCUCCUCAUCAUCAUUAGCUAUCCUCUGUACUGUCUCUAUAUCUCAUUGCCUGUUCUUACCACCGUUUCUAAUUUCCUCUUUUUUUAUUAUAUCUUAUCAUAGUUUUUUGACCAUCAACAUCGUUUCCGUUCCCCUAUCUUUUUUUUUUCGCACCUCAUACAUAUAUAACUCUCUACCAUAUGCACUCUGAUAUGGUUUUAGCUCUCUAUAUAUCUUUUCAAUCUAUAUGCAUAUUCCUUUACACAUCUCAUACCACA